CCACCACCAUAAAGCUCAAGAAGGAAACUUUUUUCCGACUAAAAGGCAUGUAAACAAAUGAACGGUAUGGUUAAGAGCUUUAAGGCGCUAUCUUCCAGUAAAUUUUAAAUUUGACAUAAAUUUACAUUAUCUAAUGGAUAGUGAAGGCGUGAGGACUGACCCCCAGCUUCAGCAGUUCAUUGAAACUGAGUCUCAAAAGCAAAGAUUUCAGCAGCUGGUUCAUCAAAUGACGGAAGUAUGUUGGAUUGAUCUGCACGAGUCAGUGUCAGCCAUCUUGACGUUCCUCAAAAAUAAAGCAAGAUCCAAGAGGAUUCCACAACUGCCUUAUGAUGUACAAAUGUGCACAGAGCAACCUACAAACCAUUGCAGUUCAAUCCAAAUAAGUAAUGGGAAAAGUGCACCGAUAAACCUGGUCCAAAGCUUGACUCCAGGACAGAAGUGUGUUUUGUAAAUUGUGUUGAACGUUUCAUUGACACAAGCCAGUUCAUCCUCAGCAGACUUGAACAAACUCAGAAGACAAGAGACUCCUUCUCAGAGACCAUAACAGACUAGCUGCAACCUAAAAUCUCAACAGACAGAACAACCAUCUGUUUCCAUACUCCUUGUUUUUGUUUUUUUUGUUUUUUUAAAUAACUUCCGUUAUUAUAUUCAAAGAGUGCCUGAUGUAUAAUAAUAAUAAUUGAAGAAUCUUGUCUAAGAAAUAGUUCAAUAUGUACAUAUGCUUGUACAAGAGGCCAAAAAUGCUUGGCAAAAGUUUGUAUAUUAAAAAUGGAAUUGCUUACA
This is a messenger RNA of Tachysurus fulvidraco (yellow catfish), 783 nucleotides long. RefSeq names its product translocase of inner mitochondrial membrane 8 homolog A (yeast) (gene timm8a). The record is from RefSeq and is a predicted model, not a curated record. NCBI's taxonomy places the organism in Eukaryota, Metazoa, Chordata, Actinopteri, Siluriformes, Bagridae. Bases 134 to 451 code for a protein of 105 amino acids. The transcript is spliced from 3 exons.